Hippocampus comes (tiger tail seahorse) is the source of this 3165-nucleotide messenger RNA. It is a transcript of the gene grik4, whose product is annotated as glutamate receptor, ionotropic, kainate 4. Gene Ontology annotation, cellular component: membrane. Gene Ontology annotation, molecular function: ligand-gated monoatomic ion channel activity; signaling receptor activity. The transcript is spliced from 18 exons. The record is from RefSeq and is a predicted model, not a curated record. Gene Ontology annotation, biological process: monoatomic ion transport. The annotation marks the transcript as partial. NCBI's taxonomy places the organism in Eukaryota, Metazoa, Chordata, Actinopteri, Syngnathiformes, Syngnathidae.
CUGCCAUCCUAGAUGACCCAAUGGAGUGCAGCAGAGGAGAGCGCCUGGCCAUCACGCUGGCCAAAGACAGCAUCAACAGAAGCAGCAAUCGCUCCAUCACCGGAAAGCUGGAGGUGGACAUCUUUGAGCUGCUCAGAGACAGUGAAUAUGAGAUGGGAGAAACAAUGUGCCAAAUCAUGUCUAAAGGGGUGGUUGCAGUCCUCGGUCCCUCUGCCAGUCCGGCCUCCAACUCUAUCAUCAGUAAUAUCUGUGGUGAGAAGGAGGUGCCGUAUGUGAAGGUGGCUCCAGAAGACAUUCUAAAGGUCCAGUUCCCUCGCUUCACCACUCUAGACAUGAGGCCAACCAACAUGGAUGUCAGUCUGGCUAUAGCGAGCCUUCUCACCUUCUUUAACAGCACCGCCUCCUGCCUCAUCUGCGCACAGGCCGACUGCUUAUUGAACCUGGAGCAGCUCCUGAGGCAGUUCCUCAUCUCCAAGGAGACCCUGUCAGUGCGUAUGCUCGACGACAGCCAGGACCCAACCCCGCUCCUGAAGGAGAUACGAGACGACAAGACCCCCACCAUCAUCGUUGACGCCAACGCCACCGUGUCCCAUAUCAUUCUGGAACGGGCAUCAGAGCUGGGAAUGCUUUCAGCCUACUACACGUACAUCUUCACCUCUCUGGAGUUCUCCAUGCUACGACUGGACGACGUGGCUGAUCAGUGGGUCAACAUCGUCGGUUUUUCAGUUUUCAACCAAACGCAUCCAUUCUUUGAGGAUUUUGCGCUAAGCCUCAACCGCUCCUGGCAAGAGAACUGUGAACAUGCUCCCUUUGAGGGCACCCCGCUCUCCUCAGCUCUUUUCUUUGAUGCGGUAUAUGCGGUGGUGGCAGCGGUCCAGGAGCUGAAUCGUAGCCAAAAUGUAGGCGCCACUCAGCUCUCUUGCAAGUCCUCCAAAAUCUGGGAGCACGGCACCAGUCUCAUGAAUUACCUGAGGAUGGUAGAGCUGGAGGGUUUAACAGGCCACAUUGAAUUCAACAGCAAAGGCCAGCGCUCCAACUACGCCCUUCGGAUCAUGCAGAGUGGCAAGGAUGGCCUAAGGCAGAUCGGCCUGUGGCACUCCGAAGAUGGACUGUCUAUGGAGAAGAAGCUCCCAUCCGUCAACCUGACGGACACCCUCUUCAACACAACUCUUACCAUCACUACAAUACUCGAGAAUCCAUACGUGAUGCUGCGGACAGAUCACCAUGACCUGGAAGGAAAUGAGCGCUACGAAGGCUUUUGUGUGGACAUGCUGAAGGAGCUGGCAGCCAUACUCAAGUUCAAGUAUCGUAUCCGACUGGUGGGGGAUGGACUGUAUGGAGUCCCCGGAGCCAAUGGAACAUGGAGCGGGAUGGUCGGAGAGCUCAUUUCAAGGAAAGCUGACUUGGCAGUCGCUGGCCUCACAAUCACAGCGGAGCGUGAAAAGGUCAUUGACUUCUCCAAGCCCUUUAUGACCCUCGGCAUCAGCAUCAUGUACCGCGUCCACCUGGGUCGGCGUCCAGGCUACUUCUCCUUCCUGGACCCGUUCUCCCCAGGCGUGUGGCUCUUCAUGUUGUUGGCCUACUUGGCCGUGAGCUGCGUGCUUUUCCUGGUGGCCAGAUUGACACCGUACGAGUGGUACAACCCGCACCCCUGCCUGAAAGGACGCUGCAACCUACUCAUCAAUCAGUACUCCCUUGGAAACAGCUUGUGGUUCCCUGUCGGGGGCUUCAUGCAGCAAGGGUCCACCAUUGCCCCCAGAGCACUGUCCACGCGCUGUGUCAGCGGAGUGUGGUGGGCGUUCACAUUAAUCAUCAUCUCGUCGUACACUGCCAACCUGGCCGCCUUCCUUACCGUUCAGAGGAUGGAGGUGCCCAUUGAGUCAGUCGAUGACCUGGCGGAUCAGACAACGAUCGAGUAUGGUACCAUGCACGGCGGCUCCACCAUGACCUUCUUCCAGAACUCCCGCUACCAGACGUACCAACGAAUGUGGAACUUCAUGCACUCCAAGCAACCCAGCGUGUUUGUGAAGAGCACGGAGGAGGGCAUCGCUCGCGUACUUAAUUCCAACUACGCCUACCUGCUGGAGAGCACCAUGAACGAGUACUAUCGCCAAAGGAACUGCAACCUGACGCAGAUCGGUGGGCUGCUCGACACCAAGGGCUACGGUAUCGGAAUGCCGCUGGGCUCUGUAUACCGCGAUGAAUUUGACCUGGCCAUCCUCAAGCUUCAGGAGGACAAUCGCUUGGAAAUCCUGAAGAGGAAAUGGUGGGAUGGCGGCAAGUGUCCAAAGGAAGAGGACCACCGGGCCAAAGGUCUGGGCAUGGAGAACAUCGGCGGCAUCUUCGUGGUGCUGGUGUGUGGCCUACUUGUGGCCAUCUUCAUGGCGGUGCUGGAGUUUGUGUGGAUGUUGAGGCACGCGCCAGGAAGCGAGCAGUCGGUGUGCGAGGAGAUGCUGCGCGAGCUUCAGGGCAUCAUCCUGUGUCACGACAGCCUGCAGGUGAGACGCCGCCGGACGUCGCCGGUCACGCGGCCGCCACCCCUCCCUCAGGAAGAGCGCCGGGCGCGAGCAGCCACCGUGGGCCUCGCCAACGGCAAGCUGUGUACAGGCACGGGACUGCCCGAGCCGCUUUCCCACAGACUGGCUCAGGAAGCCGCGUUGGUGGCCAGAGGCUGCAGCCACAUCCGCAUUUGCCCCGAGUGCAGACGCUUCCAGGGGCUCAGGAUGCGUCCUGGGGGGGCAGCCGGCGCCUUGCCGUCUCCUACGCCCAGUGAGGAGAGCAUAGAGUGGGACAAGACGACAAAUAGCAGCGAACCUGAAUAACACGCACCAUGUAGACGUUGGCCUUCCUGGUCAGACGGUGCUUUGUCACUGGAUCACCUGACGCAGGACCAAGGUACUGACUCAUCUUUUUUUUGGGGUCUCCUGGGGCGGAUUUGUCUUUUUCUUGCUCAUGGACAAACUGAUGAGUCUGUCUCAUGUCGGCCCUCGGUACUGCCCCGAACAGGACAUACAAAGGACGAACAGCCAUGGGCCAUUUGUACUAUGCAGUAUUUUCAAGUCUCAGUGUGCUGUUUCUUUCACUCCCCAUCUUUUUAAAUUAUUCCUGUACUCUGUUGGAUUACCAGUACUGAUUAUUGUUGUUAUAUUGUUAUCGGGGGGGGGG